AGUUGGUGGGGUCGUUUUUCCAUCUGCAUAAAUCCAUCACCCGUUUGUGGUGCUCGCAAAAUCCCGUCCCGAGCGCUCGCCCGAGCCGACCUCGGGAUUCGGGCGGCAGAGAGGCAAAGGAUACCGUUCUGAAUACCUUGAUUUGCGUUUGCGUUUUCUCGGUUUGUGUUGUGUUAAAUCGUUCGGUUGAAAGUUGUUCACGCGCAUCGUUGAUGCAUUAGCACCGUUCGCACGAAGCAGCUCGAGACGGUAUCGAAACGGAACGAGAGUGGACGAAUAAUCAAUCCCUCGCCCGGACGCUCGAAAUAAUGGCCGCGCAGACCGACGAGAAACCGGUGAACGAAAUCAUCGUCCUGUGCGAGGGCUACUCGAGGGACGCGGACGACGGAGAGCCGCCCGGUGAGGUGAUGCUAGCGAACUGCACCUGCACCCUCAUCAAAGGCCCCGAUUGCAACGUCAUCGUCGACACGAUGACACCUUGGGAUGGCGAUCUGCUUUUGCGACGACUGCAGGAGCAUCAGCUGCAUCCGGACGACAUCGACUACGUCGUGAGCACACAUGGACAUUCCGACCAUCUGGGGAAUAAUAACCUCUUCCUGCGGGCGAAGCGGCACAUCGUAGGCACUAAUAUUUCCCUCCGGAAUCGUUACUACGUCCAUGACUUUGAGGCCGGCCCGUUCCGGCUGACGGACGACAUCGAGAUCCAGGCCACACCGGGCCACACGAUGUCCUGCGUGACGGUGCUGGUAGCACGUAGCAACCUGACGGGCGCCGGCGGUGGCGGCGGCAGCGAUGGACGCCCGACCGCAAUCGUCGGCGAUCUGUUCGAGCGCCGCCAGGACAUCGAGGACGAGCGACUGUGGGUGGAGGCAGGCAGCGAGGAUCCGCGGGCCCAGCGACACCAUCGGGCCCGCAUUGCCGCGCUGGCCGACUGGAUCAUCCCCGGACACGGUGGUCCGUUUCGCGCAGAUCCUUCCAUGCGCGAAACGUUGCGCCAGCAGGCAACUGCCCCACGCGGAUCCUCGCAGGACGACGGUGGGACGGCGGUGUAAGAGAGAAGCCGUGCGGUUUCGCAUUCCUCUCGGGUAGGUUGAUUGACGACGGCGUCAUCGGUUCGACAGCGGGCGCCCGCUAGCCGGGCAAUGAAGAUUUCAACGGUGGUGAUGCAUCCUUUAGAAGAGCGCUCCGUUUGCAUCCGUUACUUACGAAAGGAAAUAUUCUUUAGCCAAGUUAUUGCACGCGCAUUUCGCCGGCAAAGUAAAAUAUGAUCCGUUCCUCGGUUCUACGUUGGGUUAUGGCCGGAAACAUAAACACCAAUCGCCCGUCAAUCGGUGGCACCGAACGCGGAGAAACCGUGCAGGCCCAAUGCAACGCAACAUCGUGGAAAAGAAAAUAAGCUAGCAUGUCCCCUUGAACAACGCACGUAAUAAGACAAGAAACGUUAAAUUCGAUCCGCAGAACAUGACCUAGCACGCACGUGUUCGGCGUCGCCGAUCUUCGAGCCGGUAGGUGGCUGGUUUUCCCGUUUGCUCUCACAGUUCUAGAUCAGUUGCGAGGCCCUGCAACAGAAGGCGAAACAAUAAUAAUAUUAGUAACGUUCAAUAUAAUUACCAACCGUGUCAACGGUAGCGCUAUCGCGUAGCCGUUUUGCCGUUGGCAUUUACAUUUAUCGAUUGUUCGUUGAUAGUGUUGUUCCAUGUAAUCGUGAUGUAAGCAAAGCAACAAGGAGGAAGUAAAACAAAAUGAUACAGUUCUUAAUAUGAAUUAAUAUUUAACCGAAAACGAUGUGUUGAAAACUUAAAUGGCAAACAAGUCCUAUAUGCAAAAGCGCAGUUACUACUGAUUGUUAGUGCAGUUGUAUUGUUGUUUGUGUCGUCGUGAAGCCUUACUUCCGUUGUAUCGUUGUGCCGCUGGUUUUUUGCAACACACCACUUGCAUAAGCAUAAGCGCUUGCAAAUUGCAGCGACAAUUUGUUAUCAACCGGUUCUACUGCUGCUAGAAAUGACCGAGCGCGGACGCACGCUAGGGUCAUCGCUUGUUUGUGUUACACCUUCUGCCAGAUGGCUUUUUUCGUAACGUUUGCAUCACCCACCCUACCACAUGUCACAUGCGUGUUGAGACAUUAAACAUUUCGAAUUUUAAGCAAAUACGUUCGAUGUUGGAAGACGUUGGAGAACGUUGGAUAUUGUGACAAUGUGCGGUGUGGCGUGAUCGAACGACGCAAAAGCGCCAUUUUAUCACUUUCUUUCGUAUCCUUACCGGGCGGCUGACGAUCAACAACGUUUCCGAUCGCAUCCAACCACCAUCCGGAUGGUGCUGCCCGAUGAUCGAUGUGCGAUAUCACAGAACAGAUGCAAAGAGAAAGAAUGAAAACCAUUAUAAUGAAGAAAACAAAACCUUAAUCGAGCAGCCGUGUUAUGAUGCGAAACUGGCCGCCCUUCGAUGGUGGAAGGUGGACAUCCGACCGGUUCUCUUCAGAAACGGACGGCACGCAAGUGCUGAAUGUUACAGACGCAAGCUUUAUGACAACUUAAAUAAGUAUGCUUUAUGGAAACAAAAGAAACCAAACUUAGCAUUCAAUACGAAAGAAACUGAAGGAAGUAUAGUGAAAAGAAAAUGAAUACAUACACAAAAAACUACAUAAUACACGAUAUUAAUAAGCAGUUUAUUGAUCAUACAUGUAAACGUUAGUGGACUUAGAGUUUCAAAAGUUUCUAAAAUACAAACGAAAAAAAAGAAGAAAACAACAUGGAAACACAAAACAACACCCAAACACACUCACACGAGCAAAACGCAUAAACACAAACAAACAGAACAUAAAACAGAAUUUGCUGAAAGCUCUUGCUUGAUACAUUAACAAAACCCCGCAAACGGUAGUAGUGAAGAAUUUUACACUGAUAAAUCGUUAAACCCGUAGAUAAAACAGACUCCCGCCACACAAAUAGACACAAAGUAAACACAAUUUUCCAGAACACAAAACAAGCAAACCGUACAGCUUACACAGGACUUGCAAUGAUAGUCAUACAAAACUGGGAAAUCCACCCGACACGGGUGGAUAACCAAUGGUACCAAUUUUGAAAAGGUUGUGCAAACGUAAACAAAACUAAACCCCAAACCCCGCUGUGCAGCGGGGGGCGAUGGGGGCCGACAACACGAACCAAAUGCGAAAACACACAACAAAUAGCAGGAUAACAAACAAAGGCAAACACUUUCACACAGUAUUAGAGAAGAAGUGCCACCGAAGGGGCGACCGGAGGGAGUGAGAAAGCAGACAAAACAGAAGAAAAAACAAACAGCAUUACAGAGUAGUGGGCUUUAGGAAGUGGAGGAAGAGAAAGUACACGCGAAAAACACAUAUACACGUUUGAAAUCUAUGGGCUUAAGACAGGGAAUGUGGCACUCUUCAGUAGCUUCUUCUGCAUAAACAAGGGAACAGAAGGACGCUGAAGGGUUCACACCUGAUGCCUUCUUUAUGAUGCUUCUACCGAUUGCCAACUUUUUGAGACAAAAUAGAAAUCACACGUACACGGAAGAUAGGGAAGAAAUAUAGGCACAGCUAGCCCGAUCGAACCAUGGAGAGAGGUGCAGAGUUUUUCAACCUACAAACAUGAACAAACACAAACACAGCUGAUUGAAACACUGCGAGGCGCGAGCAUUCGCUAGCAGCAGCAGCAGUAGCAGCAGAAGCAGCAACAGGAGCAACAACAGAACACACUGACACAGUUAUACAGCAAGUAAAUGCAUAAACCAACGUAUAAUGGAUGUUUAGUUCUUUAAUGCAGACAAGCUGCACUUAAAUUACAAGAAAAUAAUAUAAUCGUAUAAGAGUUAUAUAUAUAUACAUAUACUAAACGAGAAAAAAAUAAUCAUCUCAUGAAUCACCAAACUCAUCAAAAGUAAUUAAACUAGACUUAGUGUACCGUAGGCUUAAGGAAAAAAAACGCACGCGUUCGCCGAGAACAACAUCGCUCAGCGAACGGCGCAGAAAUACACCACUUGGAUCCGAAAACUUCUAGUCGAUAAGGAACGCAGAGGAGAUGGCUGCAAACCUGGCAAACAAAUUGCAGAUAAAAAAUAGAAAAAGAAAUACACACGUUAAAGAUAAGAGAAAGAGACAUAAGGUUAAAUUUAGCGUAGCGUUAGUAGGGGAAGUAGUAAAGAUUGGAAAAUUUUCUCCACUCUAGACACACCUGGGUGGAGAAAAGCCUGGCAAACACGAUUUUCUACUAAAAAAAAAAAACAAUAUUUAUUCAUACAAACAUAUACAUAUAUAUACACAUAUAUGAAUAUAUACAAACCGACAAAGCGCAUAUGUAGCAACAUGCAGUAGUUGAAUGCAUAGAGCAAGCAAAGAAAACGAUGAAAAAAAAGAUAAAAUGUUUAAUUGUUUCUUAAAAACAUGGUACGCGUACAUAACCUCAUGCGAAACUGAUUUAAUGAUGAUGAUGAUGUUCAGCAACCUAAUGUAAUAUGAAUCCUUGAACGCUAGAACGGUCAAGGAUUAUGGUAUGAUUGUGCAAACGCACAAAACAUGCGCAUACCGCAACAGGGAAAAGAGAAUGGUAGAACAAAAGGAAAAGGUAAGAAAUGUCGGACAAGGCGUACAGGAAACCCUCCUGGAAAACAAGUAUUACACGAGCGAAAAGUAGGUCGUCUGGAACAACAAUAAGGGAUUACGUGUGUAUGGGCCGAGACGCUUGCCUCAACGGUGCACAGCGGUUUGCAGCACAUUGUUGUGCUCCGGUGUGCAGGAAGCGAAACGGAAAAAGGAAACGGAAAAGCAUACUUAAAAACAAUAAUUUGACCGUUAGAAUAGCAAAACAAAGUGUAUGUGUGUGUAACGUUGCACGCGUACCAUUCGCGACCGUUCGGGUGGAGCUUUGCAGGAAGAAAGUUGCGAUAAAACAAUGUCGCUAGAUGGAAGAUGCAAAAUAAUCAAUAAAACCAUAUUCACGCCCCAGCUGGCGAUAGUAGCGUAGUAGCGGGGAUUCGCCCCUUGGAGAAGAAAGUAGACAUGAAAACUAUUUGAAAAAAAACCUAUAUGCAUAACGUAGCAGUUAUCUUAUCAGUUGACAAAUGAAAAUGAAUAAUUUUAGUGCGAUCAAAUAAACCGAUUGGUAUUGGAUAAUAAUGUUGACAGCAACAAACAUGAACACACAAUAUACACAUAAAUGAGUACACACCCACACGUAUAUAUAUACAUACACAAAAAAGCUGCAGAUGAGUUAAACAAAGUUGAAAGUAUUGUUUCAAAAACAAGCUAAAUUAAAGCAACAAAAAAAAGCAUUACACAUAAUAUCUUUAAAGUGGCAGUAGAAAAUGGGCUACUUAAAAGCAACAGUCGCAAAGGAAGCGAAC
Molecule: messenger RNA, 5358 nt
Organism: Anopheles coustani
Lineage: Eukaryota; Metazoa; Arthropoda; Insecta; Diptera; Culicidae
Product: metallo-beta-lactamase domain-containing protein 1
Exons: 3
Coding region: 309-1052 (247 amino acids)
Source: RefSeq, a predicted model, not a curated record